This is a messenger RNA of Momordica charantia (bitter melon), 2539 nucleotides long. RefSeq lists its product as uncharacterized. Lineage: Eukaryota; Viridiplantae; Streptophyta; Magnoliopsida; Cucurbitales; Cucurbitaceae. Gene Ontology annotation, molecular function: protein kinase activity; ATP binding; receptor serine/threonine kinase binding. Gene Ontology annotation, biological process: protein phosphorylation. The record is from RefSeq and is a predicted model, not a curated record.
AAAUCGUUGCGGUUAUUCGACGUGUCGAUGAACAAUAUCAGUGGGCCACUUCCGGAAGAGUUGUGUGGGUUACCGCUGGAAAGCCUUAAUCUCUUUGAGAAUCGGUUGGAGGGGAGAUUGCCGGAAAUCUUGGGGAACUCGACCACUUUGGUGGUGAUCAAGCUAUUUGGAAACAAACUCACGGGGCCAUUACCAAAAGAUUUGGGGAAAUAUUCGCCUCUGAGAUCGUUGGAUCUUUCGGACAACCACAUUUCCGGCGAGCUUCCUGACAAUUUGUGCGAGAAAGGGGAAUUGGUGGAGUUAAUGACGCUCAACAACAAUGUUUCCGGCAAAAUUCCGCCGCGUUUGGGUGAUUGCCACUCUCUGCUUAGGAUUCGAUUUGCAAACAAUAACUAUUCGGGUCCCAUUCCGGAAAAUUUCUGGGGGCUCCCAAAUGCUUAUCUUAUGGAACUUGCAAACAACUCGUUCUCUGGUCCAAUCUCCCCGAAAAUCGGCAAUGCCAAGAACUUGGGUCUGCUUCUUAUUUCGCAUAACAACUUCUCAGGAAGAAUUCCGGAGGAGAUUGGCUCUUUGGAAAAUCUGGUUGAGUUUUCUGGCGACUAUAACAACUUCAUUGGACAUCUACCUGAUUGCAUUACGAAAAUGAAAAGGAUUGGCAAGUUGGAUCUUCAAAGUAACAUGCUCUCUGGGGAGCUGAGCAGCGAUCUUGAGGCCUGGCAGAAGCUGAAUGAGCUCAACCUGGCAAGGAAUAACUUUUCUGGGGUAAUUCCCCAAGAAAUUGCUAGCUUGGCAGGGCUUAAUUACCUCGAUCUUUCGAGCAAUCAGUUUUCUGGGGAAAUCCCAACUGGGUUACAGAAUUUGAACCUUAAUGUUCUGAAUCUAUCAUACAAUCACUUAUCUGGGAGGCUUCCUUCCUAUUUCUUGACAGCGGUGUACAAAAAUAGCUUUCUGGGCAAUCCUGAGCUGUGUAAGAAGGAAGGUGGUGUGUGUGAAAAAGUUAAAAUUAAACGCAGGGAAGGAGGAGCUUGCAUUUGGCUGUUGAGAUUCGUCUUUAUACUUGCAGGUUUAAUGUUCAUUUUGGGUGUGGUUCUGUUCCACGUUAGGUACAAGAAAUUCAUAAGGACAAGAAGUCUCAAUGACAAAUCCAAAUGGACGGUGAUAUCGUUCCACAAGCUCUCUUUUAACGAGGAUGAGAUUCUGGGUGGCCUGGAUGAGGACAACGUGAUAGGCAGCGGAGGCUCUGGCCAAGUCUACAAGGUUACUCUCGGCAACGGCGAGAUCGUCGCAGUUAAGAAACUUUGGGCUGAGGCGGCCCGAGAUCGCAGGAGUGUCGAUCUAGAGAAAGAUUGGAACAAUGAUAAUGGUUUUGAUGCAGAAGUGAAAACUCUGGGUAAAAUCAGGCAUAAAAACAUAGUGAAACUAUGGUGUUGUUGCACCAAUGGAGAUAGCAAGCUUUUGGUUUACGAGUACAUGCCUCAUGGGAGCUUAGGCGAUAUGCUUCAUAGCAGUAAAAGAGACGCAUUGGACUGGCCAACAAGAUACAAGAUUGCCUUGGAUGCUGCUGAGGGGCUUUCUUAUCUUCAUCACGACUGUGUUCCUCCAAUUGUUCACAGAGAUGUCAAGUCCAAUAACAUCUUGUUGGAUGCCGAUUUCGGAGCUCGAAUAGCUGAUUUCGGAGUAGCUGUGGCCAUUGAUACAUCCAAAGAUAAAUCCAUGUCAGUCGUUGCUGGUUCUUGUGGUUAUAUCGCCCCAGAAUAUGCAUACACCUUGAAAGUGAAAGAAAAGAGCGACAUCUAUAGUUACGGGAUGGUUAUCCUUGAAUUGGUAACCGGGAGGCGCCCGACCGACCCCGAGUUCGAGGAGAACGAUUUGGUGAAAUGGGUAUGCAACGUGUUAGAGCGAAAAGGCAUCAACCAUGUCAUAGACCCCAAACUGCAUUCCUGUUUUCAUGAGGAAAUAUUGAAGGUACUCAACAUUGGCCUCCUCUGCAGCAGUCCUCUGCCGAUCAACCGCCCGCCGAUGAGAAUAGUGGUUACGUUGUUGCAAGAAGCUCGUAACGGUAUCAAUAGCCAUUCAAAGAGCUUCAAGAAAGACGGUAGACUAUCUCCAAUAUACGAUUGUGAGGAAGAAUCGGAACAUGGAAAUGUGGUUAGUAACAGUCCCGUAAGAGCAUUUUCUUAGUUGUUAAGCUCGUGACAGACAUCAGCGAACCCAUAUUUGUUUUAGAAAGUAGGCCAAAAAAUGAAGGUGAACAUCACAAAAGAGAGUAGAAUGUUUGAGUUGUGAGUAAACAAAGUUGUUCACCAACCAUUUCUGAAAUACCUUGAGCUCUCGCAGUCUGCAAAUAUUGAAGAAGGUGAUAAGGCCACAUAGCCUAAUGGCUUCCAACUUCAACUUCUAAUUUAGGCAUUGGUUUUGAUUUUGCUGGUCUCACUUUGAAUCACUUCCCCAUUUUUUCCUUCCAAACUUGUGGUUGGUAUUCUCCUUCCUUCCCUUCGAAUAUGAUUGAAUGAGAAGGAAAUGAAUUUGUUAAAUCCCA